AAAGUGCGUACUUUAGUGAGAAACUGCGUGCACCAGCUAAACCGUGUGUUCCCAUCCUGCUGUUUCAAAUAGCAAACCACGAUGGCGAACGUUCGCAACAUCCGCUUCUACUACGAUCUGAUAUCGCAACCUUGCCGAGCUUUGUACAUUUUCCUUGAACAGAACAAAAUUCCCUACGAAAAGUGUCCCAUCGCGCUGCGGAAAUGGGAACACGCCACGCCUGAAUAUCUGCAAAACGUGAACCGCUUCGGAAAGGUCCCCGCCAUUGUGGAUGGCAAGAAUUUCAAACUGGCCGAAAGCAUUGCCAUACUGCGGUACUUGGCGCGGGAAUUCGACGUCCCGGAUCAUUGGUACCCACGGCACAGCCGACAGAGGGCUAGGGUCGACGAAUACCUGGAGUGGCAGCACUCCAAUACUCGGUUGCACUGCGCAGGAUACGUACGAUACGUAUGGCGAGGACCGUUGCGAGGCGAAGCCGUUGAAUCCAAGGUUGUGGGGCGACUGCGAAUGGAGAUGAUCGGUUGCUUGGAUUUCAUCGAAUCGAAUGUGCUGCAGUCGGACGUAAAAUACAUAGCAGGCGAUGAGAUUUCCAUCGCCGAUCUGGUGGCGGCCUGCGAGAUUGAACAACCAAAACUUGCCGGAUACGAUGCACGUGUGGGUCGACCAAAGCUGACGGCGUGGAUGCAGCGGGUGAAGGAGCACACCCAACCGGACUAUGACGAGGCGCACGAGGUUUUGCAUAGAUUUGCGCCUACUACGACGUGAUGGAGAGAGAGAUAUAGCGACCUCUAGACGAUUUGUUAAGCUUAGCUAAAUGAUGUGUAAUUUAUGUUUGCGCUAGGAUAGUAUUAUCGAAUUAAAUGGCUUUAAUGUUGCACGUUGC
Messenger RNA from Ochlerotatus camptorhynchus, 883 nucleotides. Its product is annotated as glutathione S-transferase theta-1-like. The transcript has 3 exons. Gene Ontology annotation, cellular component: cytoplasm. The coding region runs from base 82 to 765 and encodes 227 amino acids. The record is from RefSeq and is a predicted model, not a curated record. Gene Ontology annotation, biological process: glutathione metabolic process. NCBI's taxonomy places the organism in Eukaryota, Metazoa, Arthropoda, Insecta, Diptera, Culicidae. Gene Ontology annotation, molecular function: glutathione transferase activity.